Molecule: messenger RNA, 767 nt
Organism: Linum trigynum
Lineage: Eukaryota; Viridiplantae; Streptophyta; Magnoliopsida; Malpighiales; Linaceae
Source: the annotation of a GenBank genome assembly
CGCUACUCAGAAGAAGAGAGUUCUUCCCCGACCCGCUUCUCUCUCCCUUUCCCUCGGAAUCCUUCCGACCUUUUCCUCCCCCGCCCAUAUUAUUCCUCCUUCGGCUUCCGAAAGCUUCUUCCGCUCACCGCUGAACAAGGUAAUUUCAUCUUCUCCGAUUUGAGAUCCGCUGUUUGCUCAGCUGGACGCUUGAUUGUGUGAUUUUUUGCCGUUCUUCUCUUGAUUUGAUUUGGUUUCUCCGGUAUGGUAUCACUCUAUAUUGAUUUUGUUAGUCGAGAUUGAGAUGGUUUCUUUCUGUUCAUGGCUGCGGUUUCAGGUGUGAUUAUUUCAAGUGAAUUUGGAGCUUCCGUGGAAAGCCAGCCAUGGUGCUGUUCAGAGGCCUCUCUCGUCUUUCUUCCACUCUCCGUUCCCGCACUGUUCAGCAGCCGAAUAAUCUCGGCUCCGUAAGAUGGCUUCAAAUGCAGACCUCCACUGAUCUCGACCUUCACUCCCAGUUGAAAGAGUUGAUCCCAGAGCAACAGGAGCGCCUCAAAAAGAUCAGAUCGGAUUAUGGAAAAGUUGAUAGAACUUGAGAUUAGGGUUCUAUCGAGAAUUGGGGAUUUAGGGAUUAAGAACAGAAUUAGGGUUUUGAGAAGAGAAAGAUAGAGAAUCGGCCUAGGCCUUUAGAGGGAUUGGGAACGAGAAUUGAGAGGAUUGGGAGAAUAGGGUUUAGGAGAGGGUUCUUAAUAUUCUUCUUGACUGAUUCUGAAUAAAACGCAAAGUACAUA